CUGCGACCCCGGGCCCGCGUGGCGGCGGCGGAGGCGGCGGGGCCGGGGUUCCGGUGUCCGCGCGCGGCCCUGUAGGGUCCCUGCUGCACGCGCAGAGCCGAAGCCAGAGCGCGGCCCGAGGCCGGCGGGGCUCCUUCCGGGGCUGCGGCCCGGCUGCGCGCGUUCGGGCCGGAAGUUAGUGCGGGCAGCGCGGCUGCCAGGAGCGGGGCAGCCGAGCGGGGUCCGAACCGGGGUCAGAGCCGGGCCGCCGCGCUGGAACGUGACUGCUGCUGCCUGGGCCCAAGCACAGGGUUCUGAAUGCGUCUGGCACACCAUGUUCUCGGAGCAGGCUGCCCAGAGGGCCCACACUCUCCUCUCCCCACCGUCCGCCAACAAUGCCACCUUUGCCCGUGUGCCUGUGUCCUCGUACACCAACUCCUCCCAGCCCUUCAGGCUCGGGGAGCGCAGCUUUAGCCGGCAGUAUGCCCACAUUUAUGCCACCCGCCUCCUCCAAAUGAGGCCCUUCCUGGUGAGCCGUGCCAAGCAGCGUUGGGGUGGUGGAGUCCAGGUAAAGAAGCUGUGUGAGCUGCAGCAGGGGGAGAAGUGCUGUGUGGUGGGGACCCUCUUCAAGGCCAUGCCGCUCCAGCCUUCUAUCCUCCGCGAGAUCAGUGAAGAGCACAACCUGCUCCCCCAGCCUCCUCGGAGCAAGUAUAUCCACCCUGACGACGAGCUGGUCUUGGAAGAUGAGUUGCAGCGCAUCAGACUGGAAGGCGACGUCGACGCAUCAAGGCUGGUCACAGGGACAGUGCUGGCCGUGCUCGGCUCCGCGAGAGACAGUGGCAAGUUCGUCGUAGAGGACCACUGCUUUGCAGAGCUCGCCCCUCAGAAGCCCGCACCCCCCCUUGACACAGACAGGUUUGUGCUGCUGGUGUCUGGUCUGGGCCUGGGUGGAGGCGGGGGUGAGAGCCUCCUGGGCACCCAGCUGCUGGUGGACGUGGUGACAGGGCAGCUGGGGGACGAGGGGGAGCAAUGCAGCGCCGCCCACGUGUCCCGGGUCAUCCUCGCUGGGAACCUGCUGAGCCACAACACCCAGAGCAGAGAUUCCAUCAACAAGGCCAAGUACUUAACCAAGAAGACCCAGGCAGCCAGCGUGGAGGCGGUCAGAAUGCUGGACGAGAUCCUGCUGCAGCUGAGUGCGUCGGUGCCCGUGGAUGUGAUGCCAGGUGAAUUUGACCCAACCAACUACACGCUGCCCCAGCAACCCCUGCACCCCUGCAUGUUCCCGCUGGCCACCGCCUACUCUACGCUCCAGCUGGUCACUAAUCCCUACCAAGCCACCAUUGAUGGAGUCAGAUUCCUGGGGACAUCAGGACAAAAUGUGAGUGAUAUUUUCCGGUACAGCAGCAUGGAGGAUCACUUAGAGAUCCUGGAGUGGACCCUGCGUGUCCGUCACAUCAGCCCCACAGCCCCAGACACACUAGGAUGCUACCCCUUCUACAAGACUGACCCAUUCAUCUUCCCGGAGUGCCCUCACGUCUACUUCUGCGGGAACACCCCUGAGUUUGGCUCUAAAAUCUUCCGAGGACCAGAGGACCAGAGGGUGCUGUUGGUGGCCGUCCCCGACUUCAGCACCACACAGACUGCCUGCCUUGUGAAUCUGCGUAGCCUGGCCUGCCAGCCCAUCAGCUUCUCAGGCUUUGGGGCAGAGGAUGAGGAUCUGGGGGUCUUGGGUCUGGGCCCCUGACUCAGAGACCCCAGCUAUCUGUUCCAUGUGACACUGACCCAGCAGUGGCAUUUGUUUCUUAAGAAAAGCCUGGGGCGCUUGGCCCGUGGAACAACCAAGUCUUAAUUUUGACUCAGGUCUGAUCUCAGGGCGUGAGAUGGAGCCCCAUGUUGGGAUUGGCGCUGGCGGUGGAGUCGGCUUGUGAGUCUCUCCGCCCCUCCCCCUGCGCGCACUCUCUUUCUCUAAAAUGAAUAAAGUCUUUAAAACAAA
Messenger RNA from Mustela lutreola (European mink), 1972 nucleotides. It is a transcript of the gene POLD2, whose product is annotated as DNA polymerase delta 2, accessory subunit. The coding region runs from base 314 to 1723 and encodes 469 amino acids. Lineage: Eukaryota; Metazoa; Chordata; Mammalia; Carnivora; Mustelidae. The transcript has 11 exons. The record is from RefSeq and is a predicted model, not a curated record. Gene Ontology annotation, molecular function: DNA binding. Gene Ontology annotation, cellular component: delta DNA polymerase complex. Gene Ontology annotation, biological process: DNA strand elongation involved in DNA replication; DNA replication.